Messenger RNA from Akanthomyces muscarius, 450 nucleotides. RefSeq lists its product as uncharacterized. Lineage: Eukaryota; Fungi; Ascomycota; Sordariomycetes; Hypocreales; Cordycipitaceae. The record is from RefSeq and is a predicted model, not a curated record. Bases 1 to 450 code for a protein of 149 amino acids. Gene Ontology annotation, biological process: spindle pole body organization. The transcript is spliced from 7 exons. Gene Ontology annotation, cellular component: central plaque of spindle pole body. Gene Ontology annotation, molecular function: enzyme regulator activity; calcium ion binding.
AUGGCUGAUUCUCUUACCGAAGACCAGGUCGCCGAGUUCAAGGAGGCUUUCUCUCUCUUUGACAAGGACGGUGAUGGCCAGAUCACUACCAAGGAGCUCGGGACUGUCAUGCGCUCUCUUGGCCAGAACCCUUCCGAGUCGGAGCUUCAGGAUAUGAUCAACGAGGUCGAUGCCGACAACAACGGCACCAUUGAUUUCCCUGAAUUCCUCACCAUGAUGGCUCGCAAGAUGAAGGAUACUGAUUCUGAAGAGGAAAUCAUGGAAGCUUUCAAGGUCUUUGACCGCGACAACAACGGCUUCAUUUCUGCUGCCGAGCUACGUCACGUUAUGACUUCCAUUGGCGAGAAGCUCACCGACGAUGAAGUUGACGAGAUGAUCCGCGAGGCCGAUCAGGACGGUGAUGGCCGUAUUGACUAUAACGAGUUCGUCCAGCUCAUGAUGCAAAAAUAA